GACGAGCAGUGGUCGUAUAGAGACGAGGUUUUGUGUUUCUUGUCAAUUGUAAAUGUUCUAAGUUUGAAAAAUGUUGAAAUACACUCCCGUGUGGAUAUUUUUGUCACUCAUCCUUCCGCUUAUUGAUGCUAGAGGAACAAACUAUUACACAAAUAAAAUGGACUGCGGACCGUAUGGUUUUGUAUGUGAUGGAGUCUCACGGUUAAGACUUUGUGAAGAGGGCAAUACGCUCGGUCCAGCUUUCUUAUGUCCAUCAAAUACAAUAUGCAAUGAAGAAUCCAAUGAAGUCUGUGAGAAUAUUAGUAAUUAUAUCGAUCCAGCACUAACGAAGAACGUCCGAUGCUACCGCAAUGAGCGGAUAGCAGAUCCAAAUGUUCCUGGCUGCAAAGGCUACAUUUUGUGUAUACCAAAUAAAAAUCGAUUCCAAGGCCUAAAAUUCCAAUGUACAGGACGCACAGUUUUUAACGGCUAUACGCGGGCAUGCACCUCACCCGAUAAAUACAGAUGUCCUCUGGGAAACAACACUUCAAUUACAAACAGGUAUUAUUCAGACGGUAACAGGAAGGGUGAUACCAAUCGUAUUAAUGGGAAUGGAUUUACUCCAUAUGGAACAAGAGUAAAGCCUAUUGAAUGUGAAAAUUAUAAAUUUGCUGUAACCGACGAUGAAGGGCCUGUGCGCGUCACUUACUUCUGCCCACAGAGACCAGCUAAAGGAGAAUCUGUUAUUCGAUGCACGCUGUUCUCGAAUAGCUUUUGUAUUUCCUUGGAAAGGGAUGAGGAAGAUCAAUUUUUACAAGGCGCUGGAUCGGCAAACAGACGACCUCGAAAAAAUUAAUAAUUUCUUUUGGAUUAUAUUCGUAUAAAAGACUGAUUGUAUCAUUGUAUAAAUUAUUUAAUAAAAUAAUAAAUAC
Zerene cesonia (dogface butterfly) is the source of this 911-nucleotide messenger RNA. RefSeq lists its product as uncharacterized. The transcript is spliced from 2 exons. Bases 71 to 835 code for a protein of 254 amino acids. Lineage: Eukaryota; Metazoa; Arthropoda; Insecta; Lepidoptera; Pieridae. Gene Ontology annotation, molecular function: chitin binding. Gene Ontology annotation, cellular component: extracellular region. The record is from RefSeq and is a predicted model, not a curated record.